AUGUCACUGGAAGAAAGCAUGGAACGGUUUUGGAAAAUUGAAUCUUUGGUAAUGAAAGAUGGAUACUCACCCGAAGAACGCAGAUGUGAACAGCUAUUUCAGACAACCACGACGAGAGAUAAGGAUGGUCGGUACAUCGUCCGUUUGCCGCGUCAUCCUGACUUUGGGGUACGAUUAGGUGCAUCCAAAACAAGUGCAAAACGUCGAUUCGAGCUGUUGGAGAAACGUUUCGUUAGAAAUGCCAAACUGAAGGAAGAGUAUCACGCAUUUAUGAAGGAGUACUACGAGUUGGGGCAUAUGCGUUUGGUCCGCGAUGAGCUGCCGGAGCCAGUUGAGUCGUACUAUCUGCCCCACCAUCCCGUGUUCAAAGAGUCGAGCACUACAACGAAAAUCAGAGUCGUGUUUGAUGGCUCUUCGAAAACUACAAGCGGUUAUUCCCUUAAUGAGGCUCUCUGUGUGGGACCAGUGGUGCAGGACGAGCUGCUUGAUCAACUUUUGCGUUUUCGCACCUACAGAGUGUCUUUGGUAGGCGACAUAGCAAAGAUGUACCGGCAGAUAUUGCUUCAUCCUGAUGAUCGUCAAUUAGUGCGAAUCUUCUUUCGAUUUUCGACGCAGCAACCAGUCCGGAUUUAUGAGCUGAAUACGGUUACCUAUGGACUGGCACCAUCAUCGUUCCUUGCUACGCGUGCUCUGAUUCAGCUGGCGGAUGAUGAGGGUGGCGCAUACCCACGAGCGGGUCCGGCUUUGCGAAAGAACUUCUACGUAGACGAUUUCAUCGGAGGAGCGAACUCGGUAGAAGAGGCUACGUUGCUACGAGAUGAGUUAGCUGAGUUACUACUUAAAGGCGGAUUUGAGCUACGCAAAUGGACCUCUAAUUGUCCUGAUGUUCUGCGCGGACUCGAUGAGUCGCAAAUUGGAACAACUUCCAAGAUGAGCUUCGCUUCCCAUGAAGCCGUGAAGACACUUGGGAUCAGUUGGGUUCCACAAGAAGAUUGGUUGCUAUUUGAAGGAUUGUGUCAACCAGAUACCGAUAUCAUCACAAAGCGAUCUGUACUUUCCACCAUCGCUAAAAUGUAUGAUCCGCUGGGAAUGAUAGCUCCGAUAGUCAUUCGGGCAAAGAUGAUAAUGCAGGAAAUAUGGACGUACUCGUGUGAUUGGGAUGAUGCCCUGCCAGCAGGCAUCGUUAGUAAGUGGAAGCAGCUUCAACAGGAGAUCCAAUCCCUUUCACAGUACCGUAUGGAAAGAUACCUUAUGGUGCAUGCACGUAUGUACGGUGUGAAGAGCCGGGACGAGUUCGGGUGA
Messenger RNA from Anopheles funestus (African malaria mosquito), 1302 nucleotides. RefSeq lists its product as uncharacterized. The transcript has 2 exons. The record is from RefSeq and is a predicted model, not a curated record. Lineage: Eukaryota; Metazoa; Arthropoda; Insecta; Diptera; Culicidae. The coding region runs from base 1 to 1302 and encodes 433 amino acids.